Molecule: messenger RNA, 396 nt
Organism: Brassica oleracea var. oleracea
Lineage: Eukaryota; Viridiplantae; Streptophyta; Magnoliopsida; Brassicales; Brassicaceae
Exons: 1
Coding region: 1-396 (131 amino acids)
Source: RefSeq, a predicted model, not a curated record
AUGACACAGGGACAGCUAUUGGAAACUGGUGGAGCCAUGAAGGAGGGCGAGAGCACUCGCAAAAGAUUGAAGAUUUCGGUUCCACAUUUUGAUAAUUCGGCUCUCAUUAAGACGUAUGCAAGGACCUUGAUUGGGAGAUGCAAGAAUCCAGCUGAGCAAGAGAUGCCGGCGCUGUUACAGAACAUCCCAAAGAUUUGGAAGUUGGAGUAUCGUGUGGUGGGCACAGAUUUGGGUCACGGAAAGUUCCAGUUCGAUUUUCAGACGAAGGAAGAGAUUGAAGCCGUGCUGAAGCUGCAACCAUAUCAUUUCGACUACUGGAUGCUGGCGAUUGCAAGGUGGCAGCCUAGGAAGUCACAAUUGUUUCCGUCAGAGAUUCCAUUUUGGGUUCGGGUGUGA